CCGCGCCUGCUGGGCGCAUGCGCCCGCAGUGUCAUCACUUCCUGUUGAUUUUUUGUUCACUUCCGGCAGUGGCUCCCUUGGCUGAUCGGUAUUCAUUAUAUGGCAGGCCCAAUAACAUUCUAACAUUCUGCAAAUGGACUCAGAAACUAAAGAAGGAGAGGAAGAGAGCCUGCAAACAGCUUUCAAAAAGCUGAGAGUGGAUCCAACUGGAACUUCUACAUCUGUGAGUGACAGCAUGGGAUUGAGAGCUCCAGUCAGAGCUGCUGUUGAUGGAGGCAGGCAUCAAACCGUCUGUUCAAGAGAGAACUGGCAUGGGUGUGCAAGGAAACCCUUGAGAGGGGCGACGAGGCCGCAGCGCCGCAGGCGUUCUAAAUCUCCUGUCCUGCAUCCUCCCAAGUUUACAUAUUGCAGCAUGAAGGCAUCUUCUGCAAGUAACCAACUGAAGCACAAAAGCCAGAUGGAUUCUUCAAAGCACAAAAUCAUUCCAGACCCCGGUGUUACAGAAGAGCCAUACUUGGGAGGAAAGAGAUGUCCCCUUUUCGAUAGCAGCAACUGCAGGAGGGCCAGAGCAGAACAGCGGAGCACUUUCUCAAGGGAGCAGCCCUCAGAGAAUUUGCGAAAAAGUUGUCCUGCUUUUUCUUUGACCUUUGAAACCAGCCUGGAUCCUAGCCAACCCUCAGAUUUCCAGUCACUCUCCAAGCUGAGUUACGAGAAGCAAUGCCCUUGCGUGGACAAAGAAUGUCAGUGCAAACCAUGGCAAGCAAUAGAAGCAUACUCCUUUUCUGGUUUGCGGAGUGUCCUUUCGGAAUGUGAAAAGGCAGUCCUGGAAGCACAUUCGCAAUCUUUGCCAAACCGAUCACAUUCUGGGAUCGGUUCAUCAAGCUCUGCCCGGUCUUGUUCUGAGCAAGCUCGAGUCUUUGUGGAUGAUGUGACUAUUGAAGAUCUUUCAGGGUACAUGGAGUAUUACUUAUAUAUUCCCAAGAAAAUGUCCCACAUGGCAGAGAUGAUGUACACUUGACAUAAGAAUCAUGAGUUGGAAAUUCAGUGGUGGGUAGUGAGAUGCUCCCUCAGUGCCAUAGCUGGAAAUGUGUCCGUUGUCAUUGCUGCGUGUUUGAUCAAAUGUUUAUUUGCGCCAUACAGUGUAGUUUUUUAAAUAAAGUGAAAAAGAGAUAAUA
Molecule: messenger RNA, 1175 nt
Organism: Lacerta agilis (Sand lizard)
Lineage: Eukaryota; Metazoa; Chordata; Lepidosauria; Squamata; Lacertidae
Product: oxidative stress-responsive serine-rich protein 1-like
Exons: 4
Coding region: 134-1018 (294 amino acids)
Biological process (GO): cellular response to hydrogen peroxide
Source: RefSeq, a predicted model, not a curated record